GACGCGAAGUAUACCGUGCUCAGGCAUGUAGCCGACUGUCAAGUACCAGCUGUUGCGCCGUACUGAUUUUCCGUGGCUUCACGCCGACUCGGUUUUGCAGCAAUUUAAUCGAAUAAGUGUGUCACGCGGCUCGUAACUCCGAUCGACAUGAGCCGCACUUUUAUCGGUGACCUGCUAAUUUUUCUAUCGCUCGUUGUUGCCAGUUUAGCGAAGGAAAAGUUAACGAACACACUGUUCCUCGGUGAUGGAAGUGUAUUUCAGGUGAAUUUAACUAGACUACAUGAUUAUUCACCAUAUACAAAACGAAUAGCUAUUGAAGCCAAUAGUAAAUCAGUGUUUAAUAUAACAAACGUUUCCUCCAGCGCUUCAUUUAUUAUUUUCCAAAUUCAUACCUAUCAGUACAAUGUCACAUUCUCCUAUGAUAAAGAUUAUCUUGAUUCAAAUAGAAGUGUAUUUGGAUCAAAUGUCGGACUUUUCUCUAAACUAACUACAAAUAUAGUGACACAACUGUACGUGAAGAAUGAUAAUGUCCACAAAGUUGAGGCUCUACUCGUUGCUAUUGCUUACCACGACAAAUCACCCGUACCGGGUGGAUGCAACAUGGAGUUUAAUACCGAAAUCGCGCCGUACGCGAUGGUACAGACAGGCGACACGAUGAUCAUCGUCGACGUACAACCUGCCUCGGCACCGUUCAACAGCGUACGACCCAAUUGCGAAAAGAACGUGGUGACGGUCGAGAUGUAUCACAUGUUCCUGAGUAGCUGGGACUUCAGUCUCGAUAGUUAUUUCGCGGCUAUCAUAAACAUGCUGACUGUCACGGAUAUCAAGGAGAACGGAGUGGAGGUAACGAGUUCCAGUGUUUUCUCGCCGAUGAGGCGAGUGUUCAACGCGUACACUGGUGUUGGCUCGGUUUACGUCGCAGUGGCUACUUACGGAGACUAUUCCGCGGCCUAUGUGCCAGCUUUCUCAUACGCCUGUCAUCCCAUAACUGAUCCUGACUCUUGCAAAAUUUUAUCCGGUUUUUGGUCGAACCUCUUCUGUGUACUCUGUUUCUUCGUGGGACUAUUAUCGUUGUGCCUGGGUCACUAUCAAAUUCUUAUCGACAUGGCAGUACCGAUGCUCUUCAUGGGAACUGUGAUCGGUUACGCUGCACUAGGAAACAUUGGACUUGCUCUGUUAAUGGGCUUGGGUUUCAUAGUAGUGUGGAUAGCGUCCAAACUUAUCUCGAUUUUCAACAAGCUAAUAUUAAAUCUGACGCUAGGCUGGUUCUUCGGAUGCGUCGUUUACUUCAACUCCCCAGAUUCGUUUACAAUUCUACAGAACAACGGGAUUUUUUGGACCUUCUUCGUGUUUUUGAGUCUUGGUAUAGCUUUGAUCAUACUGUUAUUUGAUGACGUUGCUUCUGUUAUUACGUGUGCAACAUUCUCGUCCUUCAUGGUGAUCCUGUCGCUUGAUUAUUGGAUUGGUUCUACUCUGAAAUAUAUUAUAAUAAACUUUAUAAGGAGGAUUACCGUUGAGGGAUUUAACUUAGCCAUUAUCGGACCUCCAAUUCACACUAUAGAUAUAUGCCUUAUCGUGCUGUGGUCAUGUCUAGCGCUGUUUCGUUUCUCGAAACAAUGGUGCUCAAGAGGAUAUAGUAGUGAACUAGUAGAAACUGAUCCAUUACUUCCACAUUUCUAAAAAAUCUUAUGUUACGUUUAAUUUUAUGUUAACACUAAUAGACUGUUUCAUUUUCAUGAUUUAUAUUUACGUUGCAAUUAUUAUAUGUAAGACGAUAUUACGAGCUUGUGUGCGAAAUGCAAUUUAUUGUAACUAAAACAACCAAAUAAUAGUUCUUAAUAAUAAUAAUAAUAAGUAUAUGUAACAUAUGUCCCGUU
This is a messenger RNA of Frieseomelitta varia, 1877 nucleotides long. RefSeq names its product transmembrane 7 superfamily member 3-like. The record is from RefSeq and is a predicted model, not a curated record. Bases 148 to 1680 code for a protein of 510 amino acids. Lineage: Eukaryota; Metazoa; Arthropoda; Insecta; Hymenoptera; Apidae. The transcript has 8 exons.